CAUUGCUAGUGGUUGAAGAGGAAGAAGAAGAUUGUGCGUUUCCUGUUUGCCACGGUCAUCCAGCGUCAACGCCAGCCUUAUAUCUCCGCAUAAUGUAUUUACUCAGGUUCUGCAAAGUUCUGUUGUAUCGUUCGUGUUGCACCAUUGUUGCGGUACUGUGCGGGUCGCCCAGGGACAGGAAAUCAUGGUUUAAGAGAGUCGGUAAGCUCAAGUUGCAGGUAUUGACUGUGACAGCGUGCCUCGCCUGCCUCGCUUACACCGUCGUACGCCCUGGCAUCACGAGCGUUGAAGAGCCGAGUGAUCGCUCCCGGCGGCCACGUCACGCGGUCGCCGCGGCGCGACGAGCCGACGCUGGCCGUUCCGGUCCCUCGGCGGAAGCCGUGUUCUGCCGCAACUGCUCGCUUCCGACGCCGACAUCCAUCAAGAGCAGCGAUCCCGAGAAGUCGCUGCGCGAGCCGCUCUUCGGCUACCGGAUCCUCUGGAACGUCGGGCACCGCUGUCACGUGGACGAGGGCGACGGUGGUGCCGGCUCGCCACCGCCGUUUCGCUACCUGGUCGCCGUCAACUCGCUGCCCGAGAAUUACGCGCUCAGGCAGAUCAUGCGGAGCGAGGCCUGGGAGCAGCUGUGGCGGCUGGGCGGCAGGACGGCGCUCUUGCUUUUCUUCCUGGGCAUGCCCCGGUCGCUCCGAGAAAAAGACAAACUGCGCUCCGAGAUCGUGCGCUACGGGGACAUCGUAGUGGGAGACUACGACGCGACGCCCGCGAACGCCACGCUGACCAGCCUGAUGAUCCUCAAGUGGACGUCGAGUUUCUGCCGGGAGGCCCGCUUCCUGCUCAAGGUCGACGACGGGGCCCACGUGGACUACCGCUUCCUGCGAGGCUGGUACGGCUUCUUCGCGAAGCAGUCGCUGGACUACGAGAUGUUCGGCUCGUUCGUGUCGCUGGGAGCGCGGCCGUGCCAGGAACCGCCCGGCGACACCGACGUGAUACGCAACUGCAGCGGGAGCCGCGGCUACCUCGUCGGCUGCGCGUACCUCCUCACCGCCGACGUGGUCGAGCCGCUGCUGUACGCCGCUGCCACGGAGCACGCGCCGCCUACGCCGCCCGAGGACCUGUACGUGACGGGCACGCUCGCAGACAGCGUCAGCGCCCGCCGCGCCGAGGUGGCCCACUUCGAGGGCUGCUACGUGACCUACGCCAAAAAGACCACAAUCUGGCAGGGAGGGCCGCUCUAUUGGCUCAGAGACCGUGUGCAGGCGUCAUGUGCAAGGAACUGCCGCGACCUUGGCAGGAAACUCGGUCGAUUAUGUCUUGUGAUUCUCUUCGGCAUUACGUGCCUGUGUGUUUACCUGCGUUUGCAUGUUCUGCCGCAAACAAGGUUCUAGUUUGUCUCUUAGUAAGCCCUAUCGUCGGCAUGCGGCUUCAGAUGCAACGAACGGGUAGCAUGUCACACGUCACCUGGAUACUUAACUUAAUUUGCCCCAAGUUUUAGUAUGUAACAAUACUUUAUAUGCGAUAUGGGUAGUGGCUAAAUGUUUACAUAAAAUAUGGCGACAUGUAUUUUAUUUUCGUCUUUUUUUUAGGCUCCUGGGUAUUGUAGAGCUCGCGGCUUAAAGUAGUAGUCUACUUUUAGACUCUUGUAUUAUUAAGAAAUUGAAAAGAACAAAGACCGCAGGCAUGGUAUAAUUGUCUCAGCGGAAGGCAGACACCUAAAUUGCUCUUGUGAGGUGACAAAACGUACAAAUAAAGCAAAAAAGAAGGGAUAGAUAGGAUAGAAAAAAAAGUUAAUGCGCAUAAUGUUGUUACAGCAGCAUGCGUUGCUCAGUGGAGAGACAGGGUUGUUUGGUGUGUCUGUUGCAUUGCGGGGCAAUUCACUCGGUGCUUCUUGCCUCUUCGGUCUGUUCCUUGGGCUUAAAACAUCUCUAAACGGGCAGGUUUUGGGUAUCUUUACCGCGUGUGCUAUGCUUGUGUUAUCUGAGAUACGUGACCUCCCGCAUUUUUCUUUUUUUGCAGUAGCUAUCCCGCAUAUAAUGUGAAAUAUCCUCGUUUUCUCUCUAAUACAACACCAAAAGCACCUCAAGUGAUGCGUCUUGAACCAUUGUACAGAUUGUACAGCGCUCUAGUGUAUCGAAUACGAUCUACACAAGUUAUGGCAAAAUUUUUUAGAUUAUUGCGAACUUGAAGGGGUGGGCUAACUUAGGUUAAUGCUGUGUCCGCUAUUUGAGCGAUUAAUUCCCGAUGCUACAAUAUGACCAUCGUGUUACUUCGAGGUGAACUGCAACAAGAGUUCACUUUGGCUAAAUUUGUUAUGUCUAUAGUGCAUACAAAUAAAGCCAUCUUGGCAAAGCCCCAGUGCCUGUUUGCAGCCUUUUAUCAGCACCAAAACGAAUGACGAGUGCACCGGGCGGUUGUCGCUACGACGCAAGUCCCAGCACAUCGCCUCUGAUAUCUUUCAGCGCGUUGCUAGCAGACGCAAGCACCACCUUAUCUUUGAGGUCAUGACGAGGAGCCGCACGCUCUAGGUCAUGCGCCACUUCCGGUGAGCGGUAAUGGCGGUGCUUUUUAAAAAAAUCGGUAUUAAAAAAUUCACGCAGGAACAACUCUGAGUUUUCAAAGUAUGCGUAAGCAUUUUGCCACUUGCUCAUCUCCACGCAGCCUGGUGUCAUUAUCAAUGUACUGAAACUUGAUUCGACCAGCAUAAACCCUUAUCAACCCUCAUCGGUCGUUAUCAACCUUAUCGAACAUGUUCCAACCUUUACCAACUCUUAUCGGUCCUAACCAACGCGCAUGUUCAGCGAAGCUGCUGCAGAACCACCACUGCACUUGCUGAGGAGGGUAUACGCAAUGCUUUAUUGAUUGUUUGGAUGCUUCUUUCGUGGUCGUUCUUUAUUGAAAUGUAUGCUGUUAUGUGUGAUGUAUGGGUGAUUUUAGUUAAUGUAUGCCCUAUUCGCUUGAUUUUGUUGAGCGCUUGGUGCUUUUGCCUUGCAGGGGUAUGAGCCAUUGCAUUUAUUGCUUGCUUACGUGGGUAUGAGCCAUUGCUUACGGUGGUAUGAAUCAUUGUUUACGGGGUUAGGAGCCACUGCAUUCGUAUUACGUGACGGACGGGUAAAUUUCUGGUUGGGUAGGCAUACAAAUGCGUACACUUUUAAAGCCGCUAAUCUUGCAAGGGUUUCGCGACACUUCCGCACGUAUUUAAAACGUGAAACUUUGUAGAUAUGUAAUUUUGUGGCGAGGCCCUUCUCUAUACCUGCGCUGUGUUAAGCUACGCUUUUUACGUGGUCAAAACAUGGUCAAAAGCUGGACGUUCAGCCCUGUAGCAAUAUUCAUGCUACUUGGACUCAAACAUACCGAUUGCGCUAAUGGCAUCGGCUUCAGUGCUCAGUGGCAAUUAUCCCGGUAACAAAGCGUCCCAGGCUUUGAGAACAACUGUAUUGAAAUGCAAUCGUACAGGGGUGAGAGCAAAAGCUAACAAGCUGUGGGACUUCGUGCGACGAUUUUUCACCGACUUCUUCAUAUACUGUGCGUGCGCGCGCUUUAGUUUUGUUGAUCCACCUUAGUUUCUUUAUAUCAUGGAAACUUCAAAGGGAUUCACGGAGACGUCACUCAAAAUUUUAUGAAUCAGUUUGUCGUUUGUAUCCUUUUUGCACUUAUUCAACAGAGAGCUGCAGCUACAGUAAGCUCGCUUUAGAGUCUAACGCACCUGAAAGGCAAAUUUCGAUAGCCAUGAAGUACAGCUAUAUGUUCCUUUGGAACAGACCGAAGCAACAGAAAAAAAGAAAGAGGCUAAUGCUCACUUGUUGAGAGGCACAAUAUUUAUUUAAAAUGCACUGCAAGCUAUACAGAAAUUACGUCACUUACUAUUUUAACAUUAACCGGCGCCGAAACACUACCUGCAACAAAUUGGAGGCGUGACAGAGACAACUUGUUCGAGAGACGCUUGCAAGUGGCAGUAGUUUUCCAAUGCAUGCGCAGCACACUGUGCUUGAAACUAAGAAACCACGAAAGUACAACAUGAAAGCGAUUCAAGGUAGAAUGCAUGUCAGUCGUUGCUGGUGUAUUUUAUGGCUUACCACGACACUUCAUGUUAUAAACAUGGAACGAGUUCCAUAGAACCUUGCGAUGCUCAAAGCUGUAUCUAGUAGUGCCGUGAAUGCCUCAUAUUUCGUAUAAAAAAAUAAAG
This is a messenger RNA of Dermacentor albipictus, 4180 nucleotides long. Its product is annotated as beta-1,3-galactosyltransferase 4-like. Gene Ontology annotation, cellular component: Golgi membrane. Gene Ontology annotation, molecular function: hexosyltransferase activity. The record is from RefSeq and is a predicted model, not a curated record. NCBI's taxonomy places the organism in Eukaryota, Metazoa, Arthropoda, Arachnida, Ixodida, Ixodidae.